CAUUACACAUAACGCAAGUCAAAAUUACGAGUUAUUGCGUUGUCACUUGUCAGCGAAGUGUAUUUAUCAUUGAAAAUAAAAUCAUCAAAUUCAUUAUUUACUCAUUAUAAUUAAAAUGAGAUGACGUGAAUCGUUAACAAUAUAACAGACCUGAACAAUACAUUCCAGAUACCUAUCCAUUCAUAUAUAAUUCGCAACAAUGGCCGGAACGCCGAUCAAAUUAGGUUCUAUUCUAUCGUUUUGUAUUGUGUUAUAUGCAGUGUAUUAUAGGAAAAAUGAUAUUGGAGACGUUAGAUUAUCUCCAGUAAAAGAGCACCUAUUAUUUUUGGAGAAGGAAAAUUCCGUUGGUGUUGGGAAAAAUCAGCCUAAAGUCGCACUCGGAUAUGGCGCUUGUCAUGAUUUAUUCGUUAAUGCGACAGCAUUGUUGGACUACAGGGAUUUGAAGGGGCCCCCCGAACAUUUCAACGAAAUAACUACUAAGCAGGAAUUCUUGAAAAGCUUUGCAUAUUUCUUCAAACAUGGAGCUGCAGCAGAGCGUUUCAUGUCCAACAGUGAAUUAUAUGACGAAUUAGUAGAACAAGCAUUGAAAUUAUCAGACACUAGAUGGGCGAUCGGCGGCAAUGCCCCAUUGAUGGCUAAAAGAUUCUUCAUUGAAGGCUGGAAAGUGUUACUAGCUGCAAAAAUGAGUAACAAGCUGAAAGCGUACAUUCCUGAGGAAAUAGAAAUAGUGGGCGGCGAAGAGAAUGAAGCAGUAAAAGAUGAUAUUCACAUGAUUCUCGAGUAUAAGGCUGAUGAACAAUUUGGGGCGUACAAAUCCCCCAGAGCUAAUAGAUACAUAAUGCAUAAUGAUGAAAAUAAUCCAUUGCUAAGUUCAUUGGAGAAGCUCGGAGAACAUUUGGUCAAGUUCACACCAAAUCUUCUUGUUAUCAGCGGGCUACAAAUGAUGGAUAAUUUUCCGUUUAAACAGAAUGGAAAAGAUUUGAGAGCAGAAAGAUUAGAUCUAGUCAAAGAACAAAUUUUAUCACAGCCUCUCAACACACUGUCACAUUUUGAAAUGGCCAGCUAUGUGGACUUAGAACUUCUCACACAUUUGACUACUAAAGUUUUACCUUAUGUUGACUCAGUGGGUAUGAAUGAACAAGAACUCUCUAAUUUAUACAAUGUAUUAGAAUACGGUGAAGUUAUGGUGGUCGCCGACUCUAACCCAAGAGUGGCGACAGCAUUGGACCAAAUGCGGAAAACAUUCCAUCUCAUACGUCAGAAAAACAAAGAAUUCAAUAGCAAAAGAAAAAUAACGCGUAUCCACGUACAUACAUUAGCAUACCAAGCUAUUUUAACAGUUAAAAAUUCUGAUUGGAAACGGACAGAGGCUGCGGCAGCUAAAGCAUCAUUGACGGCACACAGAUAUGUUUGCAACACACAAAAAAUAUCACUAGAUAAAUCAAAAUUAUUAUUGGAUGAUAGUUUUUCAACAACAACCGAUAAUGAUAACAAUAGUAGAGUGUUCUUCGAGCCAACUAAGCCAGUGGCAUGCUGGGACGAAGAAUUGGAUGGGGAUAAAGUCGAAAUUUGUGUAGCCCCAGUGCUUAUAUGUACAGAGGCUCAGUUGACUGCGGGCGCAGGGGAUAACAUAUCAGCAGCUGGGUUGGUUUUACAGGUGGAGAAAUGAUUUUAGUCAUAACACUUUAUUCACAGCUAGAAAUGAGCAUGAACUAUUUUAUGUAAGCAAUGAACAAUAGCAAUUCAAUUUCUAGAUCAAAAUCUUAGCAAUAAUAGAGCAUAUCAAUUGUUUUUAUCUGUUGAAUAUGUUAUAGUUAAUUGAAUUUUUAAAGUUAUUAUCGAAAUUAACAUUGAAUUGUAAGAGGUAUAGUUGAAUCAACUAGAAAUAGUUCUUUACCAUUGGAAAGUUUAUGCUCACAUCUCGUGCUGUAAGAACAAUGUAAGUCAUUAGGUAUUUAUUUUAUUUGCUUAAUAAAUUUAUUUAGAACUUUUUGUGUGCCAUGCCACUUCUUUGGCAUUGCACAAAUAUUAAAAAAAUAGCUUUUAACGAUAUUACAGUCUCUAAAAUUCAAUGAAGAUGUUUAGACAGGUCGAUCGAGACGCUUAUUAAUAAUAUGCUAUUCACAAAAGGUUUACAAUUCCCGCAUCAAUUUGUCUGUUAAAAUGGAAUGAUCAAAUAGGUAUAUCACUUAAUUGGCCCAUUAAAAAUAAUGAAUUAAAGUAGGUGUGGGUAGUUUCAUAGCAAUAAAAAAUUAAUUUCCCCUUUUUUAUUUGUCGCUUCAAGCAAAUUUAUUGUCUUUGCAAUAAAUCACUCAUUGCACUUGGAAAUGAGGGUUGAUCUAAAUUAUUAGGAAAAUUAGAAAAAAAAUAUAUGUUUUCUAGCGAUUGUUCAUGCAUGAUUGUAGAAAUAAAAAAAAAUACUUGUUUUAAGAAAAUGUUUGCUUUAUGCAAAUUUUGGGAGGAAAUUUAUUUUACUAUCUUUUUAUUGUUAAUGAUUUUGUUAAUUGUGAAGUCUGAUAAAAUUUUUCGAAUAAUAAAUAAUGGACCUGUUACUUAUAAACUAAAUCUAGUUAUUAAAUCAUUAAUACAAUUUUCUCAUCAAGUGUUAAAUCAAAAAUUUCAAAUUUUUAUUCAGACAAAAAUCUCGACUAUAUGAGGAAGUUGCAAAUAGGUUAAUGAAAAAUAUUUAAAUUGAAAAAUUUUAUGAUCCCCCAUUAUAUAUGUAUUUCAAUAUUUUUAUUUAUAAAGCAUUGUAAUGCAAUUUUAAAUAAAAAAAUAUUGUAUUUGCCACUUUUAUUAUUAAAAAAAAAACUUGAAUGUUGCUAAAUGAAACUACACAAGGCAUUUUAAUAUUUAUUCAUAGACAAAGUGUUACAAUAUUGGUAUAAAUGUUACAGCUAAGAUAACUUUAGUUAUAACUUAAAACUAUCAAAUGUUUAAUGUAAAUUUAUAAAUCCCACAAUCUCCUAACAUUCCUUGGGACAAAAUAUACACUCCAAUGGCUUUUAAUUAUAUCAAUAUGUUC
Messenger RNA from Zerene cesonia (dogface butterfly), 3025 nucleotides. RefSeq names its product ADP-dependent glucokinase. Gene Ontology annotation, cellular component: endoplasmic reticulum. NCBI's taxonomy places the organism in Eukaryota, Metazoa, Arthropoda, Insecta, Lepidoptera, Pieridae. The coding region runs from base 200 to 1669 and encodes 489 amino acids. The record is from RefSeq and is a predicted model, not a curated record. Gene Ontology annotation, molecular function: ADP-specific glucokinase activity. Gene Ontology annotation, biological process: glucose metabolic process. The transcript is spliced from 3 exons.